Molecule: messenger RNA, 7472 nt
Organism: Blastomyces dermatitidis ER-3
Lineage: Eukaryota; Fungi; Ascomycota; Eurotiomycetes; Onygenales; Ajellomycetaceae
Product: fungal specific transcription factor domain-containing protein
Exons: 4
Coding region: 4044-6488 (814 amino acids)
Biological process (GO): DNA-templated transcription; regulation of DNA-templated transcription
Molecular function (GO): DNA binding; zinc ion binding; DNA-binding transcription factor activity, RNA polymerase II-specific
Source: RefSeq, a predicted model, not a curated record
CCGAAGUUUUGCCUGUGUUAACGCCAAGCUGAGUUGGGAAAAAACUCCAAACACAUGGCGGGGCGUUAUACUUGCUGCACAACAGUCUCAUCACUGUCAUCAGCGGAUCCCAACUUCUUUAUCCAUCGCGGGGAGCUAUCCGUUUUUCUUCUCGUUUGCUCUUGGGGGUGGUGCAAGUCCGCUAAGAGGCCGAGCCGAGCUACUGCGAUCAUUGGUCAGGGGAAAAGGUUACCCGCGCACGGACCGUCAAUCUAUGGGCCUAGGCAAGUCAGGUUUUGUGAGGCGAGAUUAAUAAUUUGCGUGGAGCAUGAUGCUUCCCGUCCGUCGUGUGAACAAACGAGGACCACGCAGCAAGAACAAGGACUUGGACGGCCAAAUCGCGGGGAAUGGGAUUUGGGUCUUAGUAAUUUUAUGACAGCCCGUGUACAUCCCGGGCCCAAUCCUAUGCAGCAACCUUGGAAGCUGGGGACCAGAUGCAAUCAAAAUGUUUCUUCCUACGAAUUCGCGAUUGACCUUUUCUCCUUGUCUCUGCCCCGCGUCUUGGAUGACUUGCAUUCCUGCUCGUUUCGCUUGUCUGUUUCCGAACAUAUGUCCCCAAGCGGCAGAUCCCUCCUCGAAUUCUGCCCCAGAGCAGCUAAGUUAGCGUGAGGGUCGCGUGGAUCCAACAUGAUUCCAAAAUAACAUAAUCUCGGCAGACACCCCGAAACCACGAAUCGUUGCAUGGGCCGGGUUAGUUCGGGUGUUCACAGGACUCAGCGCUUUUAUUUCUGAAAAAUUAACAGCUGAAAAAAAGAGUUUUUGUGGGUUCGGGUUGAGAGAAGCGUCUUUUUUCAUGCACAACUGUAUGUUCUAAAUUCUAAGGAACCUAACACAAUAAAACCUGCGAAAACUCACGCCGAAUUUCGUCCCCAUCGGAAAUUUUACCCCACAGGCAGAGAGCGAAACGAAGAACAGUCGAACCGUGACGACGAGCAGCUUUUCAGCCUGUGCGCAUUACAUAUGAUGGGUUCCUGGCCAUAUUUUCGGCUGGACGAGCCGUGGUGGCGAACAUAAUUCUCGUUCGUUUGAUCAUUUAUGCCAUUGCGGUAUCUUCCAGGAAUCAAGGCCAGAUAUGGAAUGAACAUGGUAUGUGCGGUGCCUCCUGCACUUUUCGACAGGUAGCUAGCUGCCGUCUACCGAUCCAAGGAAGUAUCGUCUCUCAUUUUGAGGGUGUCCAUAUCUUUUCUUCCUGAUCUACUCCGUACAGAAUAGACAAAUUAAUAGAUGACAACCAAGAAGAUAAUGGAUGGACGAGAAAUUCACGUAAAAGGAGCUCUGGAUCCCAAAGCUCAACCCACGCGCAGGUUCAUUUUGGAAAAUACUUUCCCUUCUUAAAAUUUCGGUAAUUUUCCCAACAUUGUCAUUUUUUUGGUCUCUUUCCUGAAAGAGCAUAUCAAAGAAUGACAAACAGUCCCGCUGGUUCCUGUUGUUGGUUCAGCCUAAACUUUCCACGGCUUGAACCGAGGAGUGUAUUUGCUUUUUCCAGUACCGGCUUUAGCGUCCCCUAGUGUCUGGCGACAGGAGGAUUUCACACCUUGCCUUGCUAACAAUGCAAAGCAGAGGUGCCAAUCUUCAUGGAAAUUUGUCCAUUCCCCAUAGGCAAAAAUGAAAGGUUGCAAACGGAAAUUUUGGUAAGGUUAUGAUGGACUGUCCGUCCCUUUUCUGUCGGAAUGAAGGGAAUGACUGCGGGGCUACCGCCAAUGGCCAGCUCAAACCACGAUCCUUGCAAGCAAAGUCCGCGACUGCUGUACUUGAGGCUUGAUGCUGGAGACACGGCCCUUUGCUCGUUGAUGAAAGAAUGAAAUUUUGCGUUCGUAGUAUAGACUUCUUCGCUUCGGCAAUAUGUAGCCCAGCAUCGACCGUGCGGCGAGAAAAACGGCAUACAUACAGUGAGUGCCACUCUGACCGGACUGGCCUUCCAACCUUGGCCCUUGAGUCGAGUACAAGCUUGAAUCCCUGGCUGUGUCUGGGGUGCCCAUUCCAUUGUGCGCCGGUGCGGUCUCAUUCGUCCGGAGUUCAUCUGGCGACAUGAGAGAAAGCGGCAUUUCCGGCGGCCUGUUUCGCAGUUUGAGUUUGCGGGCGGCGGCUGACUGCUUGGGACGGUUGUGCAGGCCGCCCCUGCCUCUCCAAAAGGGCCCAAGCGCCCUAACUACCACCUGGAAAUCAUCAUGUUCGCCUUACUCGAUAUCAUUAAUACCUACCACGGAUUAUUUAUUGUUAUAGGAUAAUUUGUACACUACGGAGUACUCUCGCUUGUUGACUCUUAAGUGCUGCGCGCAAUCAACCCAGCUAUGAUCUCAGUCUUCAUCAUCGGUUUCACCAUCCUGUAACAGUUCCUCGGUUGGCUGCACCCUGUUUCGUCUGUUCUCCUUUUCAGGUUGUGGCUUCAUCCACGUUCUCCGACUGGAAUCGCAUAACUCGGAACUUUACUUUUUUUAAUCUUAUCCAUUAAUUACAGAGAAUUGUUGGCAGAGGGGACUCGGAAAACAGGGAAUGCUCCCCACGAUGGCUCGAACCCAAUUAUGAUCCGACUCUGGCGUUGCGGCGUGCCUUCACUAACGAGUGGAUCCUCGCUCUAGACUACAUGGUAAUGUUCGGAGGGCCACCCGAAUCACUACUGAAUCAGACAAGUCACUCUGCAUAACUUUUCGAUCCACACGAGCAAGAAUAUUGUGGCUGUCAUGAAACACGCGGAGCAUUCGCCAGCUCCCCCUUGGCUUGUCGAUCUCCUCCAGUGACAGCCAUUUUAUAUGCAUGCCACUUACUCGGUGGUUGGGCGCCGAUGGAAAGUUUCGGAAUCACCUUCCAUGGAGUUACCAAUUUAACCCCUUGAUUUUCGCCCUCAUUUGUUGCCAUCUCUAGCAAAAGCUGCUAGAGAUACGGAGGACCCUGUCUAGAGCUUGGCACAUGCGUGGUUUCUAUUAAAGAUGUCCUCGUAAAGCAGACGAAAUGGGACUGAUUAUCCCGAUAACAUCCUUUUUUUUGUGUGCUUGCAGAAGAACAGAAGUGUAAGCAAUAAUACGAGCGACCCUUAUAUCCUUGUCAUUUAUCCAGGGUCCAUGCCGUCUGAUUGCAUCUGCUUAGAGACUAUCCCAUAAUAUUGAUUGCCAGAAAUUUUACGUCGCGCAGAGCAUAAUUAGCGAGCCUGACCGAAAUCGUCGUCAAGCAAGGAGUCCGUCCCGUCUAGUUUUCUUCCCGUUUUCGUAUUUUUUAUUUUUUAUUUUUUCUUUCAAACCUAGCAAAAACCGCGUUGUCUCUCAGUUCACGGAAACAGCAGAUUAUUUUCCAGGGUUGCCUGAGAUUCUUCCGGCUGCUCGCACGUUUCAGCCAAUGGCAGAUCAUCAUCGUGGACCACAGGAAUGGAGAGACGAGGCCCGACUUUCAUGAGCUUAAACCAGUGAGGCACUGCCGCACUGAAGGUUUGCUGCUCCAAGUGGGUCCGGCUAAAAUCAAGGUGACCCAGUCUACCAUCCUCCAGGCCUUACUAGUACUGUGUACAAGUUUACGAGAAGCCCUGGGGGGAAGGCCCAAGACAUAUCUCGUCGCCCAUACCUCGGCUUUCCUCUGGCGAUCAACCCGUAGCGUGGCCUCUUUCUCCAGCGUCUGGGAGCAGUGGGAGGUCAAUCGGCUGGUGUCCGCUUAAAAAUGCAGCCAAGGCUCAGCGCAAAAUCAGUCCUCAGGUUGUAAACUUUCCAGCAAACGAUUGCAGCGGUCCCGCAAAGUUAGCUGGGUUCCAAAGCUCAACCCUAAUAAGUUCUUUAGCUUUUAAGACGCUGGCUUAGCUAGCCAGUACCAUAUUUCAUCCUUUGUGGUAUUCGGUCGUUGAAGUUAAUGCGCUUUUGCAAAAUUGACAGUUUUCAUCCAUGAUCUAUUGAUAUGUCGCCUGUGCGAAAAGCCUGGGCUCCUUCGAUCUAUCUAGGAAUCACCCAUUCGGAACCGAAUCCCUUGCGGCAUCUAUAACCAAGAAGAUUCGAGUUCGAAGACGAGAGGGACAGCGAGGAAAUAUGCAAAAUCCAUAUCACCAACUGCCUGCGAUCCAAGCUCCGCAGAGUAGUGGUCCGUAUGUCUCCCCACCGGUUGCUUCAUCAACAUCAUCAGCAAUCUCCGGUCCUCGGGCGCGAUCAAAUCUCAGUUCAGCGCCUUCGAGCAGAGCGUCAAACGGGUUGAAGAUAUCUCAUCUAGUAUAUAGCUCCCGGCAACAUGAUCUGCGACAUUCACCUCCAGGUGUAGCCCAUCUGCAUUCGCAGGGGUCUUUGUCAGUCUCCUCAACAGAAACGUCAGGGGUUCUCCCAGAAGCUCACCAUCAAAAUGAGAUGGCACCGGCGCGGCUUCGUAUGGUUUCUUCGAACCAGCAACCUCACAAAAGAGCAUAUAGACAGAGACGAAAGGACCCAAGUUGUGAUGCGUGUCGGGAACGCAAAGUAAAGUGCGAUGCCUCAGAUUCCUCCAGUUGUACAGAAUGUUCCAAUCGAAAUGUGCGAUGCCUAUUUACGAAGGAAACGAACAGACGAAUGUCGUCAAUCAAGCAGGUUCAGGAUCUAGAGCGACAGUUAGCACAAGCAAAACAACAACUUCGCCAGCUUCGUUCAGGUAUUCCCAAAAUUGACAGUUUGAUGGAUCCCGAUUUUGAGUUGCAUGACGAUACUCCAAGAAUCCCGGAGGUCGGGCAACGCCCAAAUCGCCUCAAUUUCACCAAUAUAAACCUGCCGCCAUCCCACGUUUGUUCGAAAAUGAGAACUUACGGCCAGGGACUCAUCAACUUCCCACCAAAUCCUUCAUUAACACAUCUUCCGUUGUUGCUGACUGGGGAUGUGCCCCCACUGCCUCCAGCAAGUGUCAUGGAUGCGCUCCUGGGGCAAUACUUCUCCCACAUACACUCUGUGUUUCCCAUUGUACACUGGCCGACGCUGUUGAAUGACUACGAUCAGGUCUCCCGCGUCAGGUCUCUUCAUGGAGUUACUAGGGGAUGGGCUGCAGCACUGUUUGCAAUUCUUGCAUGCGGAUCUUUGCAUUCUCUUGACCAGGAUUUGGUGUCAAAGGGCAAAGACUUCCUCCAAACCAGCGUCGGUCUGAUUGAUGUUUGGCAAGACACAUUUUCUCUUAACCAAGUCCGGACUGCGAUGCUGAUUAGCAUCUUCUUGUAUGAGACAAAUUUGAAAUCUGCCAGCUGGGUUUGGCUAGGUUCUGCUGUGAGAAUUGCUCAGGACCUAGGUUUGCACAUCGAGUCUGCCUACUCUCCUAUGGAAACUGUGUUGAGAAGAAGGGUUUGGUGGGCGUUGUAUGCAUGGGAAAGGCUUGUGGUUCUUGAAACAGGGAGACCUUUAAUGAUACACGACGAAGAUUGCGAUGUCGAGCUCCUCUCUUCCGUUGACGAUCGCCUGACUGACGGGGACUCGUUAUCGCGAGGGGAGAAGCUCGCACCUGUUCUAGCGAUAACUCACGUCAUGCGUGCUGUAUCUCAAUUAACCAAGAGCCUAAAGACUUUGGUGAUCUCUACUGAUACAUUAGAGGCAUUCGAACGACAUUUCAGGUUGUGUUUGGCAACGUUCCCGCUGGAUUAUCGAAUGGAGGCGAACCACUAUCUACAUCCUCGCGCACUCUCCCCCAUCAUGUUUAUGCAAAAUACCCGACUUGUUCUCCAUCGCCACAACAUUUCUCCACGUAGCUCAACAGAGGUGAGGCACGUCGCUCUUGGACGCUGUUUAGCCAUUAGCCGUGAUACUGCCUGCUUGCUCUCCCGAUGCAUGCUUUCUCCAAACACGCCAAAAGUUGGACCUAUUGCCCAGCAAGGAGGCCAUUGGAGGCAUGUGAUGGCAACUGCGGCAACCACAAUUUUAUGCUGCCACAUAUGGCGCUGUACCCUGAUUCUCCUUUUACAGAGUGACUAUGCUGGUGCACUUGUUUGCGUCCAAGCAAGUGCUGCAAUAGGAGAUGCACGACUAGUCAAUGCCGCUUGUGGCCGCUACGUUGCAUUCUUUCUCAAGUGUAUGCUGGAAAAGGCGCGGAGACACGGCCCUGAAAACCUAGACCGCGACGAGGAAAUGAUGGCUUAUGUUUCAGGUGAUCUUCAAGGCCGGGCUAGUGGCAGCUGGAUAUGGCAAACCAACGAGAAUGAAUCUGCGUCGACGGUAACUCAACCACAAUCCGUAACUUCAUCGAAACUCUCACCCCUCGGGGAGCAAUUCGUCGAUGGCGCUCCGAAUGGAGCUGCUGUAGAUGCCUCAGAGAGGGAAUGGGAGGGAUGGGGAUGGGUGGAACAAACAGUCCAGCUCCUUCUAACAGAACAGCAACAACAGCAAAACCUCAUGGUUGGGACUAAGGAGAAUGGAACUCGGUUUUCAGGUCUCCCUAGGUCCAGUUUGCCCUAUAAUCGCCCUCCCGAGAACAUCAGUCCAUCUCGCAAUGGUUCGACCAGUCACUCGCGAAUGACAAUUGCCAACAUAAUCUGAUUCAAUUCCAACUGAAUCUUCGCCACCUUCAUGAUACAUCAUUUAUGAUAUAGCUGUGUUCAAGGGGCAUUAUAUACAAAUUUGGAUCACAGCUCUGAUGGCAUUUUCGAGCACACUCGCCAACCCGGGAUAAUUGUAAAAGCCACAAAAGCAGUGCGUUUUGCGCCUCGUUUCGUGUGCAAAUACAUGGGCUCGGGUAUGUUAGCUGGGCAUUAAUCCGUUCCAGGCGCCUCGUCACUUCGUGGCGUUUAUCUUCGAUACCUCGCGUUGAAUAAAUUACGCAGGUGCCCAGUUCCCCUAGGGCCAUUCGAGAGCCCCAGUUUACGCAUCCGUCUUUUCAUCACAGCUUCGUUUUUCAAAUGAAAACUAUGGUCAAAAACCGCUCCAAGCCAAUAGGCCUAUGUAUACCGGAUAACGCAUACGGUCUUUAUUCAAUGAUGAAUGCAAGGACCAUCUUCCCCGCCCUCCCUUCCUUCCUUCUGCGACACCCACCGCAACUUGAACCUUGUCCAUCUACUCCAGUCCAGCCUGUUUCAAAUAUCAAGCCUGAGUAAUGACAUGUACUGUACAUAAAAUACCCUUUCUUUUUCUCCUUAACGCUUUUAACUGUUCAUGUUAUCUUACGGCCUUUAACCAAAAUACCCACUUCUUGUUUUCCUAUAUUUUUUACAUGUGAGAUACCUUAGCGAUUCGCCAUGUCUGUUUUGUUUGUGGAGAUGAGGCCCGGCUGCGGCAACUGUAGUAGGCAAAUGAAUAUUUAAUACAGCUCCUGCGAUAUAGCCACAUAUCUAUAUAUGUUCAAUCCAUUUCAUUCCUCGCCCAAUGGUGUCCUUCCACAAAUGAAUUGAAGUUAUUAUAUCUGGUACUUAUAUAGAAGAAACGGUAAAAGAGGAAACACAAAGCGAUGAAAAAAGCAGAUUCGCCGCGAAGACAGCCGCAGUUAUAAUAAUCUUUUGAUAAAAGUAACAAUGUUCAGAAAAGUCC